Molecule: messenger RNA, 587 nt
Organism: Calidris pugnax (ruff)
Lineage: Eukaryota; Metazoa; Chordata; Aves; Charadriiformes; Scolopacidae
Product: outer dense fiber protein 3-like
Exons: 5
Coding region: 1-522 (173 amino acids)
Cellular component (GO): cytoskeleton
Source: RefSeq, a predicted model, not a curated record
AUGGUACCUGGUGCCAACGUGCUGGCUGACGCAGGGCGCUUCACUGCUCUUCUACGCUUCUCCCCGGCCCCAGGUUGCUAUGCCACCGAGAAGGCCACCAGGCAUAUCUUCAAACGCCCGCCGGAGCAGCACAUGGUGUUCCGGCACAAGGAGACACAGAGCCAGACGCCAGGUCCCAGCGCCUACACGCUGCCCAGGCUGGUGGGGCCCAACACCGCCUACACCACCGCCAGCCCCUGCUACACCAUGGUGGGCAAGAAGAAGCGGGGUGGAUUUGCCGAGGACCUCGCCAGGACACCGGGGCCAGCCGCCUUCCCCAAGGUAGACCUGGAUGUCUACAAAACCAAGCAGCCCAGUUACGCCAUGGCCAGCAAAGCAGGAAUGGGAGGCGACCGCACGCUGAAGCCAGGGCCAGCGGACUACCGUGUGGGGAAGGUGACGCUGAUCAAACCUGAGGCACCCGCUUCCACCUUCGGCCUCCGUCACUCACUCUACACAACUCCUCUGAUUGUGCCUCCCUGAGCAGCCAACCCCACUCACCACCUCCAGCUGCUCCCUCGGGGCAAAACCCUGAAGGAUUCCCUUCU